This is a messenger RNA of Condylura cristata (star-nosed mole), 2855 nucleotides long. RefSeq names its product coiled-coil alpha-helical rod protein 1 (gene CCHCR1). The record is from RefSeq and is a predicted model, not a curated record. Bases 158 to 2692 code for a protein of 844 amino acids. The transcript is spliced from 18 exons. NCBI's taxonomy places the organism in Eukaryota, Metazoa, Chordata, Mammalia, Eulipotyphla, Talpidae. Gene Ontology annotation, cellular component: centriole. Gene Ontology annotation, biological process: protein export from nucleus; cell differentiation.
GGAGGGUUUGGGUAUGAUGUCAGGAAACUGGCUUUUCUGCCCAGGGUUCUGGGCUGCUUAGAUUCCCAGAUGUCCCGGAAGAUGGCAUGCGGGACAUGCAGCCGCAUUCAUCUGGAGCCAGGCCUUGAGCCAGCGCUUUGAUAGAGGAUCCACAGGCAUGGCUUGGUAUCUGGAUGGGCUUCCCCACGGGCUUGCUGAGCCGUGGAGAGAACUCUGGCGACGGGGUGCACAGUGCUGCAUACCUCCUUACUCGCCCCGGACCAGUAACUGCAGAGACCAUAGAAGCUUGAGGAGGAGGGGGAACAUAGAUGACUGGACACAGACUCUAGACACUUCAAAUAAUGUGGACAUGUUUCGACCUUCAGGUUCCACUGGGCUCAUUCCCCCAUCCCACUUCCAAGCUCGGCCCCAUCCGACUCUGUCAAGAAUGGCUCCCAAGUGGGUCUCAGAUAUUCCCCUGGUCCAACUCCCAGCCCAUCAGGAUUUCUCAGAAAGGCGGGCAGACAACCAAAGACCUCCACUGCUGGCAUGGAAUCGGGAUGGCCAUGGCAGUGGGCAGGAGCCAGGCCAGAGAAGCAGGUCUGUGGGGCUGGAAGGGUCGCAGGCCCUGAGCCAGCAGGCCGAGCUGAUUUCUCGGCAGCUGCGAGAGCUCCGGCGGCUGGAGGACGAGGUCCAGGUCCUGCGGGAGACUUCACUGCAGCAGAAGAUGAAGCUGGAGACCCAGGCCAUGGAGCUGGAGGCCCUGGCACAGGCAGAGAAGGCUGGCCGAGCUGAGGCCGAGGGCCUGCGUGCUGCCUUGGCUGGGGCCGAGGUGAUCCGGAAGAACCUGGAGGAGGGCAGCCAGCGGGAGCUGGAGGAGGUUCAGCGGCUACACCAAGAGCAGCUCUCCUCCUUGACACAGGCUCAUCAGGAGGCACUCUCCAGUUUGACCAGCAAAGCUGAGGGCUUGGAGAAGUCGCUAAAUAGUCUAGAAGCCAGACGGGCCGUAGAAGCCAAGGAACUGACCAUUGCCCAGAGGGAGGCAGAGCUGCUACAGAAGCAACUGAGCAAGACCCAAGAAGACUUGGAGGCUCAGGAGGCCUUGGUUGAGAAACUAAGGAGAUAUGUGGGGGAGCAAGUGCCCCCUGACGCCCAUGGCCAGAUGUGGGAACCAGAGCGGCAGGAUCUUCUGGACACCAUGCAGCGCUUGCAGGAGGACCGGGAAGGCCUGCACACCACAGCGGAGCUGCUGCAGGUGCGAGUGGAGAGCCUCAGGCACAUCCUCUCCUUGCAGGAGGAGGAGCUGGCCAGGAAGGUUCAGUCUUCAGAAUGCCUGGAGCCUGAGUUCACCAGGAAGUGCCAGUCUCUGCUGAAGGGCUGGCGGGAGAAGGUGUUUACCCUCAUGGUGCAGCUGAAGUCCCAGGAGCUGGAGCACAAAACAUGCAUGGAGCAACUGAAAGGACAGGUGGCAGAGCUCCAGGAAAGAGCAACCGCUCAGAGCCAGGAGCAGGCCAUCCUGCAGCGCUCCCUGCAGGACAGAGCUGCGGAGGUGGAGGUGGAGCGCGUGGGCGCCAAGGCCUUGCAGAUGGAGCUGAACCGAGUUCAGGAGGUCGGACGCCAGCGAAAGCAGCAGAAAGCUGAGGCAGAGCAGCAGUUGAAGCUUGUGGCUGACGCUGUCAGCAGCUUUCAGACCUGGCUCCAGAACACCAUGGCCGAGGUGGAACUGGCCACUGCGCGGCUGCCCAGCCUCAACAACCGAGUCAGCUACGCCGUCCGCAAAGUCCACACCAUUCAGGGCCUGAUGGCUCGAAAACUGACCCUUGCUCAGCUGCGCCAGGAGAGGGACAGCCGCCCACCCCCACCACCCACCUUAGAUGUGAGCCUCGAGUUGGAGCAGUUGCGGGAAGAGCGGAACCGCCUGGAUGCAGAACUGCAGCUGAGUGCCCAUGUCAUCCAGCAGGAAGUGGGCCGGGCCCGGGAGCAAGGGGAGGCUGAGCGGCUGAAGCUGAGUGAGGUGGCCAGGCAGCUGGAGCAGGAACUGCAGCGCACCCAGGAGUCCCUCGCCAGCGUGGGGCUGCAGUUGGAAGCAGCUCGCCAGGGCCAGCAGGAGAGCACAGAGGAGGCUGCCAGUCUCCGGCAGGAGCUGACCCAGCAGCAGGAAAUCUACGGGCAAGCCCUGCAAGAAAAGGUGACUGAAGUGGAAAAUCGGCUACGGGAACAGCUCUUGGAGACAGAAAGGAGGCUGAAUGAUGCUCGACGGGAGCACGCCAAGGCUGUGGUGUCCCUGCGCCAGAUGCAGCGCAAAGCCACCCGGGAGAAGGAGCGGAACCAGGAGUUGAGGCGCCUGCAGGAGGAGGCCCGGAAGGAGGAGGGGCUGCGGCUGGCCCAGCGCGUGCAGGAGUUAGAGAAGGACAAGAACAUCAUGCUGGCCACCUUGCAGCAGGAGGGUCUCCUCUCCCGUUACAAGCAGCAGCGGCUGUUGGCCGUUAUUCCCUCCCUGCUGGAUAAGGGGACACCUGUGGAGCCCAGCCCCAAGCCCCCAGGGUGGUCAGCGCCCGCACCUCCAGCAACGGUUCUCCCCACCAGGGAGUCCAUAAAAGGGUCCCUCUCUGUUCUGCUUGAUGACCUGCAGGACCUGAGUGAGGUCAUUUCCAAAGAGGAAGCCAUUUCUCAAGGAGACACCCGGGACUCUCUGGCUCCUGUCUACGGCUGAGCAGAGUGCUCAAGGGUGGCCCAAGGGGCCGGAGGGUCAUGGAGAAGUGGGCUGGGGUCAGGGGUCAGCCUGGCCCUCUUCUCCAGCUGGCUGCCCUCCAGACACCAGACACCAAAGUGUGAGGUGUGUUUGAACUCUGUGGCUCAAUAAAGGUGAUACAGAA